CUGAUAAGCGAGGGCCACCCCUCGUGCACAUGGCUCGCCUGUCAGCACCAGCGCCAAGCAAGAUGCGGUGCUCUUCUUCUUGUUGCGCUCUCUCACGAUUGCCGCAUUGCCCUAAUUUCGCACGCGGCCAUGGCAGGCUUUGAGCGGGAUCGCGAGCGAAUUGGAGGGGCUAGGCGCAAGAUCUGAUCGAUUCCGCGCCUAGAUUUCGAGAAAUGUGAUGUCACAAGCUCCGGGAGCCGCCGGCGCGAUCGAGAUUGUGAAGAAGGAGCUGGAUUUGCCGGCGCCUCCAGCGAUCAUGGCCGCGGCCGCGGGAUCCUCUUACGCGACGGAGUUUGGAUUAGGUUACGAGCAAUUCGGGAGGCUCAGGCAGCCACAAGGUGCCCCCGGUGGAUUUGCCCCGGAUUCCUGCAAGAAGAUUGCUCCGGCUCCCUCUCCACGGUUUUUGCAAGUGCCAGCUUAUGAGCAAGGUCCCAGUAGAGGGGCAUUUGGUUCUCUCGCAACGCAAGACUUUCUACAGCCGUUAGAAAGAGGAGCAAACGGAAAUGUAGCUGCCAAGGUCCCAGCACCAGUUGCGAAUGGUGACAUCCCACUUCAGCUGUCUUCCAGGAGCGAACGAAACGAGCAAGUGGUUCUUGAUUCUUCUCCUGCCAAAGAAAGCUGUUCAUCACGAAUGCAUCUCCAAAUGCAGUAUGGAUUUAUCGAUCAUCCGCAUCCGCUGUUCCCAAAAAAUGGAUUGGAAGCGAACCACCACGGAGCCGUGGGUGUAAGCAGGCACUGGCAGCAGGGCCAUGUGAGCAGCGCAAACAAACGACCCAGGUCCGCUCAAUCGGAGGGCGACGACAACGAUAGCGAGGAAAGGAAAAAGAUUCACAGGGGAGAGGCAGCGAGCAGGGAAGAUAUAAAUUCCAGGAGCAUCGACGUGAAAAGCAACACAUCCAGGUCCAAGCACUCUGCCACCGAGCAAAGGCGACGCAGCAAAAUAAAUGACAGGUUUCAAAUGCUUCGCGAUUUGCUGCCCCACGGAGAUCAAAAGAGGGACAAGGCCUCUUUUCUGUUGGAGGUGAUAGAGUACGUACAGUCUUUGCAAGAAAGAGUAAAGAAGUUUGAGGCGUCGGAGAAAGGAAGAUAUCAGGAGAGGUUGAAGCCUGUGCCAUGGGAUGUUAAGUCGAGCACAAGCUUGAAAGAAGUCCCCGACAGUAGCAGGGAUAAGUGUGCGUUGCUCGAGGACGGGAAAUCUAGAUCCUUUGGAGCAACGACUAGUCGAGCUAUGGGAAGACAAGUUGCCCAAGCUCCAUCACGACCAGCCAUGUCUCCGUUAGCUUCUACGAGCACACCGGCUGUGGAGAACUUAGACGCGACAACCACGAGAGACAAAACAGGAGAAAGGUCUUCCGAGUCACAGCGACAAGCAAACGAUGCCUCGAGACAAUCCACUCCUGUGGAAACGGCAACAGCGCAACAGCAACAAGGGUCUAGCAACGAGCUUCCCAUCAAGCAGGGACUAAUCAGUUUGUCGACCGCGUAUUCUCAGGGGCUGCUCGAAGCUCUCACAAGCGCAUUGCACAGCAGUGGACUGGAUCUAUCCAAAGCCAACAUUUCCGUCCAGAUCGAGCUCGGCAAGCCCCAAGAAAAAAAGGCAUAGAUAGGUGGCAAAAACAAAGAAACACAAACCAUUGACAACGAUUUACAUUUUCUUCUUGUACAAUCUGAGUGAGCGAUGUUUUAGAAAGGAAAAAUUUUAUAUCCAAGCUUGCGCAAAACGCCAUAAUCACAAACGUUUGUUUAGUGGUGAGA
This is a messenger RNA of Selaginella moellendorffii, 1794 nucleotides long. Its product is annotated as transcription factor BIM1. Gene Ontology annotation, biological process: DNA-templated transcription. Bases 218 to 1642 code for a protein of 474 amino acids. The transcript has 11 exons. Lineage: Eukaryota; Viridiplantae; Streptophyta; Lycopodiopsida; Selaginellales; Selaginellaceae. Gene Ontology annotation, molecular function: DNA-binding transcription factor activity; protein dimerization activity. The record is from RefSeq and is a predicted model, not a curated record.